Molecule: messenger RNA, 1417 nt
Organism: Trachymyrmex septentrionalis
Lineage: Eukaryota; Metazoa; Arthropoda; Insecta; Hymenoptera; Formicidae
Gene: Trm7-32
Product: putative tRNA (cytidine(32)/guanosine(34)-2'-O)-methyltransferase
Exons: 5
Coding region: 165-1388 (407 amino acids)
Biological process (GO): cytoplasmic translation; tRNA methylation
Cellular component (GO): cytoplasm
Molecular function (GO): tRNA methyltransferase activity
Source: RefSeq, a predicted model, not a curated record
CAUAAGACAAGUGCAUCAUUCAUGAUGCACUUGCAUCAUGCUUUUUUCUAUGAUUAAGCGUCGUAAGAUAAAGAAGAGAAGAUUUUGCAUUCUCGAAGCGCUUUAAAUUUAUUUAAAAAAUUUCAGAUAUUUUUGUGCAACAGAAAGUUCAAUUUUAAUAGAAAAUGGGGAAGACUUCGAAGGAUAAACGCGAUAUAUAUUACAGAAAAGCGAAAGAAGAAGGAUGGCGAGCCCGGAGUGCUUUCAAGCUGCUCCAAAUUGAUUCGGAGUGUCAUAUUUUUGAUGGAGUAUCCAAAGCAGUGGAUCUGUGCGCUGCACCUGGAAGCUGGAGUCAGGUCUUAGCUCGCAAGCUAACAGAGAAUUAUAAGAAGGCCUUAGAAAAUGGUCCUGCAUCUAAACCAAAAAUUGUCGCAGUUGAUUUACAAGCAAUGGCACCCUUGGAAGGAGUUAUUCAACUACAAGGUGACAUUACUAACAGCAGUACAGCAGAACAGAUCAUUGCACACUUUGAUAACUCUCGUGCAGACUUAGUUGUGUGUGAUGGAGCACCUGAUGUGACCGGUUUACAUGAUAUGGAUAUAUUUAUCCAAUCACAGCUGCUACUGGCUGCUUUGAACAUAGCUACAUACAUCCUGAGACCUGGAGGAACAUUUGUCGCAAAGAUCUUUCGUGCCAAGGAUGUGUCGCUUUUGUAUGCUCAACUAAGAAUAUUUUUCCCUUAUGUCUAUUGCACGAAACCCAGCAGUUCCCGCAACUCGAGCAUUGAGGCGUUUGUAGUCUGUAAAGAUUACAGUCAGCCAGAAGGUUAUGAACCAAAUAUGUUGAAUCCUUGGAUGCUGGAGGAGUCAUGGGAUUUCGAUAAAUUGACAGGAGUGAAUAGGACCAUCGUUCCGUUCAUUGUAUGUGGAGAUCUCAACCAGCCCGAUUCCGAUAUGAGCUAUCCACUAAAUUAUGACGGUAAGGAGUACAAGUACCACGAACCAGUGCAAGCCCCCAUAGCACCGCCUUACGCGGAAGCAUUAUUAAUGAAUAGGAAAAGAGCUGAGAAAAGUGCUUCUACUUCCAAUGAAAACAACGUUGAUGUCGACUUGAGUGCGUUGGACGUCAAAGCGGCGAUAGAAUGCAAAAAUGAAUCAUUAAUAUCCGAAAUAAAAUUGAUUUCUGCAAAUAAUGACUUUGGCAAUGAGCCGAACAUAUCAACGAAAGUUAUGCAGGAUGAAAGUAGCGAAGAGGAAAUAGUCAUCGGAUUACAAAACUUAUAUCAGCUUGAUACUUCUGAUCACAACACCGAUUUCAGCGAGAAUAAUGGCGAAGCAAACAAAUGCACAGAUGAGACAUCUGAAGUGUUGAGCGCUUCUAGUGUUUCUAGUGUUUCAGAUAAUGACUGAUCCGAAUUUAAUGAAAACUUAGAUUUAAU